This is a messenger RNA of Linum tenue, 1347 nucleotides long. NCBI's taxonomy places the organism in Eukaryota, Viridiplantae, Streptophyta, Magnoliopsida, Malpighiales, Linaceae. The record is from the annotation of a GenBank genome assembly.
AUGGCAAUUUCAAUCCGCCGCCACUCUGUUUCCCUUACCCUCUUCUUCCUACUCUUCCUGCUACCCAAACACCACUGUCUCGAUCCCAAACCAACCCACCAAAUUUUCGCCCUGAAAACAGAGACCCACCACCGGAUUCCCAAUUCCAGGCUGUUCGGCACCCUCGCCGCCGGUUCCAAAUCCGACAAGAUGCUCUUCCACCACAACGUCUCCCUCACCGUUUCCCUCACCGUCGGGUCGCCGCCGCAGGCGGUGACCAUGGUGCUCGACACGGGUAGCGAGCUGUCCUGGCUCCACUGCCGGAAAUCCCCCGGAUUGAAUUCGGUAUUUAAUCCGUUGGCUUCCAAAUCGUACGCCAAAGUCCCCUGUUUCUCGCCCGCUUGCCGGACCCGGACCCGGGACCUAUCCAUACCCGUCUCCUGCGAUCCGGCCAAGCUCUGCCACGUCGCCGUUUCCUACGCCGACGCUACUUCGAUCGAGGGCAACCUCGCCUACGAGACGUUUCGGGUCGGUUCGAUGACCCGACCCGCUACCUUGUUCGGGUGCAUGGACUCCGGGUUCAGCUCCAACUCCGAGGAGGACGCCAAAUCGACCGGGCUGAUGGGGAUGAACCGCGGCUCGCUUUCCUUCAUCAACCAAUUGGGCUACACGAAAUUCUCCUACUGCAUCUCCAGCCUCGGCUCCUCCGGCGUCCUCCUCCUCGGCGGCGGCGCCGCCUCCUUCUCGUGGCUGAAACCGCUCAAAUACACCCCGAUGGUGAAAAUCAACGACCCGCUCCCGUACUACGACCGGGUCGCCUACACGGUCCAGCUCGAGGGCAUAAAGGUAAACAGCAAGAUCCUGCCCGUGCCGAAAACCGUCUUCCAGCCUGACCACACGGGGGCGGGUCAGACCAUGGUCGACUCGGGCACCCAGUUCACGUUCCUGCUCGGCCCGGCCUACACCGCGCUCCGAACCGAGUUCCUCGCCCAGACCAGGCGGGUUCUCCGAGUCUUGAACGACCCGAACUACGUGUUUCAGGGGGCUAUGGACCUGUGUUACCUGAUCGACUCGACCCGGACCGUGCCCCCACCCGGCCUGCCCUCGGUCACCCUGAUGUUCCGGGGUGCCGAGUUCAGCGUGUCGGGCGAGAAGCUGUUGUAUCGGGUGCCCGGUUCGCUAAGGGGUAGGGACUCGGUGUGGUGCUUCACGUUCGGGAACUCCGAGCUGCUCGGGAUCGAGGCGUUUGUGAUCGGGCACCACCACCAGCAGAACGUGUGGAUGGAGUACGAUCUGGCUGGGUCGAGGAUUGGCAUCGCAGAGGUCAAGUGCGACGAUGCCGGUCGACAACUUGGGUUACAUGAUUAG